CGUGCCCCCGGGUGUCAGGUUCACCUGCUGCCAGCUCAGCACCAUGCCAGCUGCUGGUCCCCACCACCACCACCACCACCUAAAGGUCCUCUGAUGAGAUCCAGAACCUGAACAGAUUGGCGAGGCACCUGCAGAGGUUCCACUGAACCCUGUGUAGCUGAAGAUCACUCGGUGUCCUUGAAGGUGAGAUUUUAGAGCUCCAUGUAAACCAAGAGGAGGCAGCCGUGGUAAUUUAAGCACCUCCACCGCAGAGGAACCUGCAGACCACCUCCGCGUUCUGUCCUCGCCUCUUCUGAACUCCUUGCUAUUGGGCUUCAUGUUGUCGUGGUGGGCUGUGGCGGUGGUGCUGUGUCUUCCCUGUGGACUGUCCUACCACGCUCAAAGACUGUAUACAGAUGUGGAGCACGGCCAGUCCCUGCUCCUGCACUGCGACGGAUCCGCCUACAGGGACAAGGAGGGAAUGGUGCAUUGGGAGCAGCAAGGAGAGGUCGUGGUGGUCCUGAGGGGAGAAGAGACCACCGUUGCAGAAUCGUUGAGGGGUCGGGUCCGGCUGCCUUCAGAGGAGCAGAUGAGGAAAGGGAACUGGUCUCUGGUUAUCAGCAAAGUAACAGCAAGCGAUGAUGAUGUGUACUUCUGCUUCUUCAACAAUGCCACCCUCAUCUCAUCGGUAUGGGUCAGAGUCCUUGAAAACGAUGAGGCAACGGUUGAUGAUACGACCAAGAAAACACUGUGGACGAUCGACGGGUCUGGAGUUGGAACCACCGACGUUCCUUUUUUAAUGGAAGUGUUCACGCAGACGAUGAAAGUUGUGACAGAUUCCCAGCCGGUAGGGACUACUGACAAAUCGACGCCCUGGACAGAUUCCCACCUGGUAGACACCACUGACAAAUCGACACCCUGGACAGAUUCCCACCCGGUAGACACCACUGACAAAUCGACACCCUGGACAGAUUCGUACCCGGUAGACACCACUGACAAAUCGACACCCUGGACAGAUUCCCACCCGGUAGACACCACUGACAAAUCGACGCCCUGGACAGAUUCCCACCCGGUAGACACCACUGACAAAUCGACGCCCUGGAAAGGUUCUCAGUCAAUGGGCACCACUGACAAAUCGACGCCCUGGAAAGGUUCUCAGUCAAUGGGCACCACUGACAAAUCGACGCCCUGGAUAAAUUCCCAGCCGAUAGGAUCUACUGACAAGUCAACACCCUUUUCAGAUCGAGACGAGCCCCGGGUCACCACAGACUCUCCCUUGCUUGAAAGCUUCCCAUGGGUACGGAUUGGCCUCAUUGGCGGCGUGCUGCUGGGCACGUUGUUGGUCAUGGGUCUUCUCGGAGCCUUACAGCAAAUUUAGACCCUAUGGAUUUUUUGUUUUGCUUUUAAAGACAGGAAUUACUGAUGAGUAAAGAUUCCAGAAUCUCUUCUGUUCCAUGUUUGGAGCAGACGUACCGCCUGUAAUUUUAUGUGUAAUAACUCCGGUUAUGGUGACAGAAAACGUUGGUGUGUCCAUAAGUCUACUUGUUUAAAUGGAAGAUGCCAGAAUUGACUGCAUAGGUAGGUUCUCCACCGUCUGCUCCUCAGUUGCUCUGUUUUGGGUUACCAUUGACUUUUGAUUGAAAAAAUCUGUAAAUUUUGUCAAAUCUUUGUUCCAAAGAUGAGGAAAUGGGAAUGGUGCUUGCUGUCAAAAAAGAUUGAUGGCUUCUUGUUGUUUGACAUUUAAAGCCACCAAAAGCUUCCCUAUCAACCAUGAAAAGGUCAAAUCGGCACAUUGACAUUAGGAUGCAAAAGUUGCUCUCAAAGCUUUGGUUCCUAAAUGUUUGGUGGCCCCAAACCUUGGUGGAGACGUGUUUGUUAAAAUCUGAGACUUAUUGUUUGUAAAACCAUGUUUGUGUCUUUUUUCAAUCUAUAUUUGUCAAUAAAAAUCACAAAGUCUUAAAGAAACAAGCCAAAUAUCACAUAUUUGUUGUGUAAUAAAAGUUCAGCUGUG
Molecule: messenger RNA, 1990 nt
Organism: Oryzias latipes (Japanese medaka)
Lineage: Eukaryota; Metazoa; Chordata; Actinopteri; Beloniformes; Adrianichthyidae
Biological process (GO): positive regulation of T cell proliferation; negative regulation of T cell proliferation; cellular response to lipopolysaccharide
Cellular component (GO): external side of plasma membrane
Source: RefSeq, a predicted model, not a curated record